AUGCCGUCUUCAGUGGAGUUUGUCCUGCACCAGGCCGUGGAGAUUGCAUUCGUCACCCUGCUCGCCUUCUUGGCGUCCUUUGUGCCUCUAAGAGCAGUCGGCUUCACCCUUCUCGCCAUCGUCUUGUUAAUUUGUGGUUAUCGAAUGUUGAAGAUGGCAUUGACGAAGCGAGUCUCUUUGGAGGGCAAAGGCGUCUUUAUAACUGGCUGUGAUACAGGGUUUGGGAACUCUCUAGCCCGUCGGCUGGCGUCUCUGGGGUUUCGAGUGUUUGCCGGAUGUUACCGCCCCGACGACGAGGAGGCUCAGGCCCUGAAGGCUUCAUGCGGAGAAGCCCUACACAUCAUACCACUUGAUGUCUCCUCUGACAGCAGUGUGACCCACGCCGCCAAAUAUGUCAAGGAACAUUUGGGAGAAGGGGGUUUGUGGGGCGUGGUAAAUAACGCAGGUCAGAACGUGUGUGGAGAGGCGGAGCUCUGUACCAUGGAUAUGUAUAAACGAAUCAUGGAUAUUAACAUGUUUGGAGCCGUGCGAGUUACAAAAGCCUUUCUACCAAUGAUAAGACGUUCCAAAGGUCGAAUUCUAAACGUGAGCAGCGUAAAUGGUCGAGUGGGUAUUCCUCGGAGAGCCCCCUACACCAUGAGUAAAUACGCCCUAGAAGGAUUCUCAGAUGUUCUCAGGUUAGAGAUGAGACAAUGGGGGGUGAAGGUCAUCCUCAUAGAACCCGGGAGUUUCGGAGGAUCAACAGCCAUUCUGAGGAACAGUAAUCUGGAGAGAAUAAAGAACGAAGUGAACACAAUGUGGGAGGAGGCAACUGUGGAAGUCAAAGAGGAUUAUGGGAAAGAUUAUCACUUUGACGUGGUAUCUUCCAUAAGUCGCGCAAUCGCCAAGGCUCCCAGCUCUUUUGCAUCGGUCAUUAAUGCCAUGGAGGAUGCUCUAUUGACAGAGGACCCUAAAACUCGCUACCUGAUUGGAGGAGGCAAAGGCUUAUACGAUAACUUUAAGGUGUCAGUGGUGCUGAGAAUGAUUUUACCUGAUGUGUUAACAGACCUUCUGAUUGACCGGUUCAUCUGGAAAAGAUCGCUGAGGCCGCGGCUUCUGAGAAACCAGUGAUCUGAGUUUCCCUUGUAAUCUAGAGGGGGGUUGGGUGUUGGGAUAACCCAUUCCAUAGCAUACGUACGUAGUACAUGGGCGGGAGAUUGGAAACAUAUCGAACAUCAUCUUGAACAUCAUCUUGAACGAUCAUGAUCAUCACUAAACGGAAUUAUACGGUGCAUCCAUGUUGUACUCUUUACUGUAAGCCUUCAUGUCUACAGUGAUCUACAGAAAUCAUUCGGGAUAUAUUUCAUCAAGAGUAAACUUUCUAACGAAAGAGAUUGUUAUUGUCUUGUUAUAUCGCUUAAUUACAAAUGAACAAACAUUCAGGAAAAUAAUUAAUAGAACUCCAUCAGUCAAGCUCUUAACACCUAGGACAUCAAUGUGAUGGUUAGAAUGAAAAUUUUUGGGCAAAGUAUACGUGUAUAUGGGUAUAAAAUUGAUUAUUGAUGUAAAUUAAAAUAUAUUGUCACAAAUAUGAUGUCAGUGAGCAUCAGCUGGUUAGCUCAGCGAAAUGACCCAGGCGUCUCUCACCAAUACUGUCGCUGUGAAUUCAAGUCCAGCUCAUUCUGGCUUCAUCUCUGGCCGUACGUGUGAAGGUCCGCCAGCAACCUGCGGAUGGCCGUGCGUUUCUCCCGGGCUGUGCCCGGUUUCCUCCGACCAUAAUGCUGGCCGCCGUCGUAUAAGUGAAAUAUUCUUGAGUACGGCGUAAAACACCAAUCAAAUAAAUAAAUAAAUGAGCAUCACUGCUUAUCUUAAUCUAUCUGGCAACAUGUCUGUAAUGCCUAAAAUAAACAACGUUCCAAAUGAGCGGCACGAUGCAUUUAUGGUUUAAGGAGUUUGCAACAAGUAAUUAAACCUUCGGAUCGCCACCAUGUGUUUACUUUGGUCAAUUGUCGUUAUUCUUCAGAAUACCAUCAGGUUGGUAAUAAAGCGCUCACUGCUUUUACAACUUUGUCCAGUUCUUUUAUAUUUUUGGGAUGGGGUCCAGAACGUGAUUUUUCAGUUACGACAAUGCGA
Messenger RNA from Liolophura sinensis, 2112 nucleotides. RefSeq names its product D-beta-hydroxybutyrate dehydrogenase, mitochondrial-like. Gene Ontology annotation, molecular function: oxidoreductase activity. Gene Ontology annotation, biological process: steroid metabolic process. Gene Ontology annotation, cellular component: intracellular membrane-bounded organelle. The coding region runs from base 1 to 1110 and encodes 369 amino acids. NCBI's taxonomy places the organism in Eukaryota, Metazoa, Mollusca, Polyplacophora, Chitonida, Chitonidae. The record is from RefSeq and is a predicted model, not a curated record. The transcript is spliced from 6 exons.